Cuscuta campestris is the source of this 1136-nucleotide messenger RNA. The record is from the annotation of a GenBank genome assembly. NCBI's taxonomy places the organism in Eukaryota, Viridiplantae, Streptophyta, Magnoliopsida, Solanales, Convolvulaceae.
GAGCUUGUCCUCAUGUGUGACCUUCUAAGAGAUCCAUUCAAAGUCCAUCAUCCAACCGCCGUGGGCGGAAUCAAUCUUGCUCAUAAUUCAGCAUCGAAGCGCUUUCUUGUAAUGCACUAUGACUCAGUCCUCCAUGGUUUCAGACUCCAGCUGCACUCCUUCAUCCGCAAGGACAAGGGAAGAACCUUCCUCAGCUGAGGACUUCAGGACUUUGUUAAGCAUUGGUGGUUCCUUACCCUACUUCAAUGUGUUUUCGCAUCAAAAGUGCCCCAUUUUCAUGAAGGUGGAGCUAAAAAUCAUGUACAGAGGUUCCCAGGCCGAUAAGGCCUAUGAGGAGAUGAAGAGCGACGCCCUUAUUGAACAUGAGCGACGCCCUCAACAGAUGGGGUCUCCGAGCAAAGUUACCCCGGAGUCCUCUCAUGUUGCACCUUCUACCUCUCUGGCGGAGAUCACUUCACGCCCUUCCCUUCUGGAUAUCCUCACGGGAGGGGAAAGCCGGGCGACUAGGCCAGAGGUAGUUCUAUCCGCUGUUGGGGGUGGUAAUCCCUCUGGUGGGGGACUUGUUGAGGUAACCAAGCCUCAUUCUACCGGGCCAUCUUCUGAGGAUCCUGCGCAGGUUCUUCAAUCUGAGAGUAGAAUCGCAGCGGACUGCCCCUCUAGCACCCAUACCUCACCCCCCAAGGAUCUAGCUCCUUUUGGUCAGCCCAUGCAGGGCUCUUCCUCUGCCGAGGCAAACUUGUAUCUGAUUGCCAACUGUAAAUUUACAAUGAAGACCCAGAAUCUGUUUAAACAGAACUGGGCUUUUCUUCAAGAAAGUCUCUUAUCUGCUAAGGAAGCUCAUGCCCAGGGGAGGAAGAUGAUUGAACGGGUCCAAAAGCUAGCUACAAGACCAGCCCUCAGUGACAUCAGGCCAGGCAGCCUUCGCUACUCUGACUACAAGUACUUCUCCAUCUCCUUCUAGCACUUUCAUCUCCAUGCUAAUUCCAUAUAUCUAAAUUCCUCGUUUUCUCAGAAUCAUGUUGCCGCCCAGAAGCUGACUAAGAAAUACGUGGUAGCCUCCUUUUGGAACUCUCAAGCCUACUCUUUACUGGGCAAGAAGAAAGGAGCGAUUCGAGAACUAAAGGAGCAAUUCAGGG